AUGAGUAGCUCUUCUAUAAAGAUUAAUGAUAUAAAUGAUGUUACAUUUUUAGCAAGUGGAAAGACUAAAACAAUUUAUCAACUGAAUAAAGAUGACCAAUAUGUUUUGAUUGAAUCUAAUAGUUCAAUUACAGCUGGUGACGGUGCUAAAAAAGAUACUCUACCAAACAAGGAUUUAUAUUCAACAACCACAACUUGCAAUGUAUACAAGACAUUACAAAUCGCAGGUGUAGAAACACAUUUUGUCAGACAAGAGAGACCUAAUGCAUUUAUUGCCAAGAGAUGUGCAAUGAUUCCUCUAGAGGUCAUUGUUAGACGUUUAGCUACUGGUUCUUAUCUCAAAAGAAAUCCACAAGUUGCUGAAGGUACUCGUUUUUCACCAUGUCUAACUGAAUUCACAUUUAAAGAUGACUCUCAACAUGAUCCAUUAGUUACUGAACAUGACAUUUUAGAGAUGAAUCUAAAAAUUGGUGGUAUUCCAAUUACAACUAAAGUACUAUCUCAAAUUAGACAUAUUGCAACUCAAUCGUUUGAAGUCUUAGAAAGAGCUUGGAAAUCAUUAGAUGUAGUUUUGGUUGAUUUUAAAGUUGAAUUUGGAGUUUCAGUUAGAGGUGAAUUGAUUUUAGCAGAUGUUAUCGAUAAUGAUAGUUGGAGAAUUUGGCCACAUGGUGAUAAAUCACAAAUGAAAGAUAAACAAGUAUACAGAAAUACACCAAUUCAAUCAUCAUCCAAUACUGAAACCAAUGCAACUACCAAAGUAAAUACACUAACAAAUGACCAAAUUUCACAAAUUGAAUCCAACUAUAGAUGGGUUGCUGAUCAAACUCAAAAACUCUAUGAAUUUACUCAAGCAAACCCAAUUCAAGUUACACCAUCGAGAUAUUUAAAUAUAAAUAAUAAUUAUACAAUGUCACCAAGUUCAAGUUCUGGACCAAAUUCACCAAUGUCUUCUCAAGUUCCUAUUGGGUUGUCUAAUUCCAAUAGUGGUUUAGGAUCUCAUUUAAAUAGUAGCACCAACAAUACUAAUCAAUUUAAUAGUAAUAGUUCAUCAUCAUCAAUUCACUAUAACCCUAGUACCUCAAAUAAUAAUAUUUGUACUACAACAGCAGCAGCAAAAAAUGAAAAAGUACUAGUUGGUGUUAUUAUGGGUAGUCAAUCAGAUUGGGAAACAAUGAAACAUAGUACCAAUACACUAACAACACUUGGAAUUCCAUUUGAAUGUAAAAUUGUUUCAGCUCAUAGAACACCAGAUAGAUUAUAUGAAUAUGCAAAAACUGCAAAAUCUAGAGGAUUAAGAGUUAUAAUUGCAGGUGCCGGUGGUGCUGCACAUUUACCUGGAAUGGUUGCUGCAUUAACUUCAGUACCAGUUUUUGGUGUGCCUAUUCAAUCUAAGGCCUUAUCAGGUGUUGAUAGUCUUUUAUCUAUUGUACAAAUGCCAGCAGGUAUACCAGUUGGUACUGUUGCAAUUGGUGUUUCAGGUGCUGUUAAUGCUGCACUGUUAGCUGCUUCUGUUUUGGCACCAUAUCAUUCUCAUAUUGAUAGCAAUCUAGAAGCAUAUAGAAAGAAACAAACUGAUGCUGUUAAUGAUUCUCCUGUUGAUUUACCUUCAUCUCAUGAUACCAUUUCACAUAAUACCUCAAAUAUUUCAACUAUUCUAUCAGUUGGAGCAAGUCAACAAAAUAUUCCAGUAAUUCAUCAACCACAACCACAACAACCACAAUCACAAUUAUUAAAUAAUCUAAACAACAACAACAACAAUAAUAAUAAUAAUAAUAUUAAUAAUAAUGUUGCAAGAGUUAGUUCACCACUUCCAAUAACACCACCAACACCAAUGUUAUUAGAUAAACAACCAAUGUCUACAUAUAUAUUAUCAUCAAUAAGAUCAUCAGGAUUGGUAUUACCACCAGGAUCAACUAUUGGUAUAUUAGGUGGUGGUCAAUUAGCUAGAAUGACUGCAAUUGCAGCUGCUCAAUUGGGAUAUAAAACACAUGUAUAUUGUCCAGAACCAGAACCUUCUGCUGGACAUGUAUCAACACAUGUCACAAGAUCUGCAUACAAUAGUUAUGCUGAUUUGGAUAGAUUUGCACAAAAAGUAGAUGUCAUUACCUAUGAGUUUGAAAAUAUAAUGUGUGAGCCAGUUGAAUAUCUGUCUAGAAAAGUUGCAGUUUUCCCAGAUCCAAAGAUUCUAAAGACCUGUCAAGACCGUGUACUUGAGAAGACUUUUGUUCAAAGUUGUGGUAUUCCAACUGCUAGAUUUGAGCCUGUUGAUAGUUUAGAUAUGCUUCGUGGUGCUAUAAAAAAACUUGGUUACCCUUCCAUUUUGAAAUCUAAUACCAUGGGUUAUGAUGGUAAAGGUCAAGUUAAGAUUGUAGAAGGUAUGGAUUUAGAACAAGCUUGGAAAACUGUAACUCAGAAUAUAACUUCUUCCAUCAAGGCAAUCUUGGAAGAGUAUAUUGAAUUUGAAUCUGAAGGCUCUGUAAUUGUUGCUAGAGGUUUAGAUACCAAUUGCGAGCAAGUUACCUAUCCACUGGUGCAGAAUAAACACAAGAACCAUAUCCUUCGUCAGACUAUUGCACCAUCACCUCUACCUGAUUACAUUCACCAAGAGGCUAAAGAAAUCUCUAAAAAGAUUAGUAAAUCUAUUCAUCUGGUUGGUAUAUUGGCAAUUGAACUCUUUAUUGUAAAGGAUAAACAAAGUGGUAACUAUAGACUACUAGUCAAUGAAUUAGCACCACGACCACAUAAUUCUGGACAUUGGACUAUCGAAGGUUGUGCAACCAGCCAAUUUGAACAAUUAGUACGUUGUAUCUGUGGUCUUUCUCUUGGUUGCGUUGAUUUUAUGAAAAGAGUACCAGAACAAGAAUACAUUUCACAAAAAUUACAACCAAUUAUUAUGAAUAAUCUAUUAGGUCAAGACGUUGAUCAAUGGGAGAAACAAAUUCACAACAAAUCCUCUCAUUUGCACAUUUAUGCUAAAGGUGAUGCAAAAGAAGGUCGUAAAAUGGGUCAUGUAACAAUUUUACCUGGUUCAAAUUAA
This is a messenger RNA of Tieghemostelium lacteum, 3036 nucleotides long. Lineage: Eukaryota; Evosea; Eumycetozoa; Dictyosteliales; Raperosteliaceae. The record is from the annotation of a GenBank genome assembly.